UGUCUUCACCCGGCUCUCCCUGGCGUCUACACGCAUUGUCAUCUGCUGAAUCAGUGCCUUAAAGCAUCCUGCACGCCACCGCCGGCAACCUCUGGGACGUUUGUUGCAAUCGUAGAAACCCAAGAACAGCAGCCAUGGCCAAAACUGUAGCCGCGUACAAAGAGAAGAUGAAAGAGCUCUCUGUUAUUUCGCUCAUCUGUUCCUGCUUCUACCCGGAGGCCCGCGACAAGCUCGUCUGUGAAUUCGAAGACAUGGAGGUGAAGGCUAUCAACAAGCGUGCCUCUGGCCAGGCCUUCGAAGUGAUCCUGAAGCCCCCGUCUCCGACGUCGGACGCGGCCCACACCCUCAACUCUCCCCCCAGGAAGAGGGACAUGUCCCUGGAGGAUAUCCAGAAGAAGCUGGAGGCAGCAGAGGACCGCCGGAGAUCCCAGGAGGCCCAGGUGCUGAAGGCCCUGGCUGAGAAGCGUGAGCACGAGCGCGACGUGCUGCUGAAGGCCAUGGAGGAGAACAGCACCUUCAGCAAGCUGGCCGAGGAGAAGCUGACACUCAAGAUGGAGCAGAUCAAGGAGAAUAGAGAGGCACAGCUGGCCGCACUCAUGGAGAGACUGCAGGAGAAGGAGAGACAUGCAGAGGCGGUGCGCCGAAACAAAGAGCUGCGGGAGGAGCUGACGGCGUGAGAAACAUGACCACUGGUCCCGUUCUCCCAACCGCAACGCGCGCGCGCACACACACACACACACACACACACACACACACACACACACAGACACACACACACACACACACACAGCGUGAGACUCUGGCCACUGGUCUCGCUCUUCCUGCCACAGCAUCCUACAAACACACACGCACACACACACACACCGUAUACUCACUCUCACACAUUGAAAUAUACAGUCAAACACAAGUACAUACGUACAUCUCCACCAUACACAAGCACAUGCCAUGACUUAAAAACACAACUUUGACAGUAUUCAGUAUCUCAGUAUUAUUCAUCCAAGCCCAUUUAUCCAAGCAUCCUGCGUCAUCAGGUUUAAUGACUUAAUGCCUGAUUUCAUAGAAUAUAAAUGAAAACAUGUGACUAUGGUUUUGUAAAUGUUUAAUUUUGAAUUCACCCGUCCUCUUGCGCCAGCCUCUCUCCCUUAUCCUGCUCUAUCUCCCUCUUUCUCUGUCAGUCUCUUGGACAUCUUUGAAUAAAAUUGCCAUCCUACCCAUGAAGGAUGUUUUCUCUUUAUUUCCCAGAUUCCAACAUGUGUUUUAGGUUGCGUACAAUGUACACUGAAGGAUCUGAAAGAAGUGCUUUGAAUACAAGAAC
Engraulis encrasicolus (European anchovy) is the source of this 1315-nucleotide messenger RNA. RefSeq names its product stathmin 2a (gene stmn2a). The transcript is spliced from 5 exons. Bases 135 to 677 code for a protein of 180 amino acids. Gene Ontology annotation, cellular component: neuron projection; cytoplasm; growth cone. NCBI's taxonomy places the organism in Eukaryota, Metazoa, Chordata, Actinopteri, Clupeiformes, Engraulidae. Gene Ontology annotation, molecular function: tubulin binding. The record is from RefSeq and is a predicted model, not a curated record. Gene Ontology annotation, biological process: regulation of microtubule polymerization or depolymerization; microtubule depolymerization; neuron projection development.